AAGCAGGGCUGGACCUGGGCUCGUUAUAAACAUGGCCGUUAGACCGUCCAGCAGCAUCAGGUCCUGCGUUACACUGAGUUACUGAAGACAUUCAGGAAGUCCCGGAGGGAAACUACGACAGGAACAGGUGGAAAGAAGAUGUAGACACACAACGGAAGCCUCUAAAGUACUUUCAUAGUGUUAUAUCCGGCUUUUAUAAACUUAAUGUAGUACUUUAUGACAGCUAGAUAGCUAACCGAGCUAACGCCGACGUCUCAACGGUUUAACUUCUGUCAACUCCUCUUCAGCAGCUGCAGCAGCUCUCAGACUAAUCUGCUACGUGACUGCGGCUCGACAUGGAGGAGAGCUCGGCCAGGCUGUCUCCAUGAAUAUUUCACACACAGACGUGUCGGAUUAACUCAGCUAAAGGGCUGAUCUAAACUUUAUAUUGAAGGCUCCUUUUGGGUUUGUUUUUUUCCACUGGCACCUCAGGAGCACAUCGCUGAGAGGCGGACAUAAACAAUGUUUUCUUCCAAACCCACGAAACCAACCUUCAAGAGUUAUCUUCUUCCUGUACAGACUGAUGUGAAGAAAACUAUUGAACCACCUAUUAAAAAGUUGGAGCCCAAGUUACUUCAAGGGGAGAUAGUAGUUAAUGAGGUGAACUUUGUGAGGAAAUGCAUCAGUGCUGAAAGCAGCCAGGAUGACCUUUGGGGGAAGUUGAUAUGCACCAACUUUAAGGUCUCCUUCAUCCCUCAAGAUGCCUCUUCUAAACAGAAGGCCCAUUUGUCCCACCUGCUGCUUGGAGAACACGACAUCCCCCUCACCUGUCUGGAGCAGGUAGUAACAGUAAAUGAUACAAAGGGGAAGAAGAAAGUAUUGGGUUCAAACCAGAAGCUGAAGUUCAACCCGACAGAACUCAUCCUCUACUGCAAAGACUUGCGCAUCAUAAGGUUCUGCUUUGACGAGGCCGGGCCUGAGAGUGCCAAAAAGGUUUGCCUUGCCAUUGCGCAUUAUUCCCAUCCAGCUGAUCUUCAACUGCUGUUUGGCUUUGAGUUUCAAGGGCGGCGAUACCAUGAAUCUAAAGGGCAGCGAGUUAAUGGCUCCAACCCUCGAGCAGGAUUACGGACCCCCAUUUUUGACCGUCCAUCAGACUGGGAUCGGGAGAUCAAGAGAACCGGGGCAUCAGAGUGGAGAGUGUGCUCCAUCAACGAGAGUUAUGCCAUCUCACAAAGUCUUCCAGAGUACAUUGUGGUCCCAGUUUCUCUGGCAGAUCAGGAUCUGAAGCAGCACUACAUAUUCUUCACUGAUCAGCGUAUCCCCCACUGGUGCUGGAAUCACCCAAAUGGAAGUGCUCUUGUCCGCGUGGCCAGCGUAAAUGAUCCAUUGCAGCAGAAGAAGAUUGAUCAGAGAGUCUUCCCCGCCAUCACAAAAAGCCACCCACAGCGCAGUGAAGUCGUCAAGUCAGAUCUAGACAAAUGUCUCCCCAACAUCCAGGACAUCCAGAGUGCCUUUGUUAAAGUCAGGCAGAUCUGCGUCGUAGAUCCUUUCGAGGAGUCCGAGGAGAGGUGGCUCACAUCUAUUGAAAACACACGAUGGCUGGAGUUCGUCAGGGCUUUCCUGAAACACUCAGCUGAGAUCGUGUACCAACUGGAUGGAAAGAAUACUUCAGUCAUUCUUCAAGAGGAGGAAGACCGAGACCUGAACUGUGUAGUGUCCUCCUUGGUGCAGCUCAUGUUGGACCCUCAUUAUCGCUGCCUCGUUGGCUUUCAGAGUUUGGUGCAGAAGGAGUGGGUGAUGGCUGGCCAUCGCUUCUUGGACAGAUGCAACCACUUAAAGAAGAAUGACAAAGUGGAGUCCCCGCUGUUCAUGCUGUUCCUGGACUGCGUGUGGCAGAUGAUGAACCAGUACCCAGCAGCGUUCGAGUUCACAGAGGCCUAUCUGACAGUACUGAGUGACAGCAUGUGGAUCCCACUCUUCAGUACUUUCCUCUUCAAUUCUUCCAAACAGCGAGCUCAGCACUUGAUGGACUUUGCCAAGAAUAAAGCCAUCCCUCAAGGAGAAGACCAGGUUGUGUUUUUCCCUCCUGUUUGGGACUGGUCACAGCAGUUCUCCACCAAAGACCAAACCCUCUUUAACAACCCCAUGUACGUAGGCAAAGGAGCGGCCUGCGUGCAGAAUGGAGAAGUGAAAACCUUCAGACGCACAAAGCAGAAAACCUACAGUUCCACAUUGCGAGGAACGUCUGCAUCUAUGCGCAAUGGAAUGAAGGGUGGAGAGGAUACACUGACCCGACGGGGCUCUCUGGUGUCCGAGCUGAGGCCUGAGUUCUCACCGGUAAAAGCCGAAAGCCCGGCAGAGCGCUUCUUCAGAGACUGGUUCUCUCGACCUGUUGACCAGCAGGGCCUUCUGAUUCCCCUGCUCGCGCCGUCGCACGUGGCUCUCUGGAAGCUCUACUUUCUACGCUGGGUCCCUGAAGCCUGCAUUCCCAAAGGAGGCCCCGUCACCGCCUUCCACAAGCUCUCCCAACUGGUCGAUGAAAUUGAGAUACUACAGAGCCAGCUCAGGCAGUACAAGGGACCCAGUCCAGGCAGCACGCCACUCCCCAGUUCAAGUGGGCCCCUCUCAGACCAAAGGAGGAUGUAUUUUAAGGCCAGUUCCCCACAUGACCCCCCUACAUCUCCAGACUUCCUUACCUCCUCCUUUCCUUUCACCCCAAUGGGAAACCUGUGUCGCCGCAGCACCCAUGGGACCCCCAUUAGCAAAUUUCUGAACGGGGCGAGGAUCUGGCUCUCUACAGAGACUCUUGAUAAUGACACUGUCUGAAAACGUGGGUCUUUAGGGCUCACUUCUCUGAGCUCAGUGCAGGUUUGUGUAACAGUUUGAUCAUCUUAUUUUCUAUUGCCUCUUUCUUAAAUACCAAGAAGGAAAAUGAGAAAUAGGAAAAAAUAGCUUUGGACUUCUGAAUUUAAUUAUUUAUAAGCUAGAAUUUGCACCGUUGAUGCUGCAUCGAAAUCUGAGGUAAUUUCUAAACUCUGUCCUCUGUAUGACUGAAUCAUUAUUGUCCAUUACAGUUGAGGAAUUAAAGCACAUCGUCCUUAUUGGCCAGUGAGAUGUUACUGUGAGGUUUUCUCUGACUGUGAAAGAUCAUCAUACUUAAUUCAUUUUUAUAAUGGAUUUAGCUAAGAUAACUGCUCUUUUUUGCUGAGCGUACUGUAUGAUCUACACAAAGAAGGUUUUUGGAGAUUUGAAUAUUGAGUUGAGAGCUUCCUCUCCAAGAUUGACCUUUUUAAUGCACAUUUUAAGGCAAUAAUUGAAAUUUAACUAAGUAUGUGUGUAGCAAUGCCAUCAGUUUAGUUGUCCUUUUGUCAAAUUCUUGUUGGUCAGUAAGACUUCACUGUAACGGAAAUGAAAAAUGUAAUCCGAAUAGCAAUGCUUGAAAUUAGAAAAUGCCUAUUUUUACUGCAGCAGCAAUGAUGCAUUUCACUGAACACUGAUUUCCAAGUACUCAAUUUGUUUUUACCUUCCAGGAAAAGUAAUUGACAAUAUAAUAUUUUUUUAUUCUAAUCAGAAAGAGGAACAGAAAAUAACACUGCUAACAAGUAUUUUACUGUGUGGUUAGUAACAAAGAGGAUCUGGCCUGGUUGAAUGUAAUGGGGCGUUUUUGUUUUUCUCUCUUUGCACAAACUUAAUGCUAUUUGCUCCAAGUGCCCAUAUUUUAAUGGUUGUGUUGAGGUUAUACUGUAAGCAGCAAAUCGUGUGAUUUCAGGGUCUUUCUUUGUAGAUUUACUCUAUUUUUGAAGCAGAGAAAAGGGCCUAUAUUUUUAGUAUCAUAAAGCAGGUGAUACUUAGUCGGCAAUGAGGAGCUGUGAGGACUUCAAUCUGUGGUAGAUAUUCCCUCUUCUCUUUUUGAAGGGGUUUUAUUAAGCUUUUAUAGAGGCCUUCUGGUAAGGCACCUAGGAGAAACUGUUCAUAUUAACAGUAGCUGAGUGGGUAAAUAUUUGAAAGCAAAGGGACAUAAUAAGGGCUUUGACUCAAACCACUCUCUAGUUUAGAUGUAGUGAACUUCAGGCACUGAAGUUACUGAUCCAAUGAAACAGAGAGUGAUGGGUCAAUGACAAGUGACAGUUUUAAGGCAGCACAUGAGAAAAUAUCAGCAAUAAAUCAUCUGGACAGCAAGUGUCAUAAAUACACCAUGUGUGUCAUUUUGAUAUUUCAGAAUAAAAUGACAAUAAAGGUCAGUUGUCAGCUAUAAAGUCCACACAGGCUGCUUAAAGAAAAGCCUGAUGUUUGUACAAAGAGAAAUGUUUAACAUACUGUAUGUAGCUAUAACAAUACUUGUGUUUUUAUUAACAUUUGUGCUUGUUUUUUUUUUCAGAUAAUGCUACUCUCCAUAGAGGAAUAAUGUUAAAGAAAACAAGCAGUGAAGUUACUGUACUUCCAGUUAGGAUAGUGAUGGAGAGUUAAGAUGUUAACAGGUUUUUAUGGUGCAAUCAGAACAUUUUCUAGAAAGCUAAACUUCCAAGUGUGCUGUAAAGACUUUUGUCAUUUGGAGACCCUUAACGAUGUCUUGCCUGGGAAGUUUACUACUGCUGAACUAGAGUGUGGUUUCAGACACAUACGUGCCCAUUUAAAACUGGUGAGCAACUAACACUGUGUAAUAUCCUGAUGUCUUUAAUAACAAUACAGCAUUUAAUAUCAAAGCCCUUUCUAAUUUAAAAGAGCACUGGACAGACUCAACAUCUGUCCUCUUACACAGGAGCAUCCAUCCUUAGAUGCUAGUUUGACCAGUUUCCAAUGAUAUUCAAAUAAACUCGUGAUUCUUUGGCAAUAACUAGAUCAGGUGUUUUUUGAUAUAGAGAUGUGUGUAGUGUGAGUGCAGAACCUGCUCUCCCAAAUGCUAUUAAUUGCACAUUUUACUCGAUAUAUAGGACAGUUUGUUUGAAGGUGGUUGUUGGAUAUAAUUUUGGCAGAUAUUAUAAAUACUGUAUAUGCUUGAAAUCUUCCAAUUCAUAUUUUUGAUUAAUGGUACUAAAUAACCUUUAUCCUUGAUUUAGUCUUUAUAUUGUCUGGAGAGAUAUUUAUAUGCUGUGCUUUUCCACUAAUACACGAUGUUGCACUCUGCUGUAAUUGCAUGAUGACCGUGCUUCCACUGUGGCACAGUUUGAUAUUGAUGAGCGGCAGAUGUAUUUAUUCAGUUAUGCAAAUGUUCUCUAAUCGGGAUGCAAGUGCUACUGUACAUCCCCUGUGCCUUUUUGGGAAGAUUGACCAUUUUUGUAACUAUAUUCUAAAUCUGUUGACUUAUUUUAGUUUUCUAAAACUGUUGAUUUAUCAAUCUAGUUAAACUCAGUGGUACUGCACUGAAGCUGUUUUUUUUCCUAACAGAAAAUAAGGCUCAAAUGUGUACCAGUAACCAAUCAUUACAUUAUUUUUCAAAUGAA
Molecule: messenger RNA, 5420 nt
Organism: Sebastes umbrosus (honeycomb rockfish)
Lineage: Eukaryota; Metazoa; Chordata; Actinopteri; Perciformes; Sebastidae
Gene: mtmr10
Product: myotubularin related protein 10
Exons: 16
Coding region: 502-2805 (767 amino acids)
Source: RefSeq, a predicted model, not a curated record